GGGACAAAGACUUCCACUGACUUUUAUGCUGAUAACAAAGAGAAUUAACAGUUCCACCUGUUCCCUUCUCAUGCAAUGUUGUAGUGUUUUAUCAUUCUUCAGAGCUAUAUGAACAACUACAUGUAUUUUAAGAAGUUUCAAUUUUUUAUCCAACUUCUUUGCAGAAAAUGUCUAUUCCACCAAAGUAUGAUGACCUUGGUAAAGAGUCCAGGGAUGUGUUUGGAAAGGGAUACGGUAAGACAGAGCCAAAUGUAAGAGCUGUUGGAAAUUGUCAAUUGAGUUAGCUUGUCACUUUUGGUAAAACCCUCUUCACAGCAUCAAUUUGUCAAAAUUCUGUUAUCAUCUGUUUUAGGAUUUGGGUCAGUCAAGCUUGACUUAAAGACAAAAACAAAAAACAAUGUGGUAAGAAAAAUGGACUUAUAUGCAUGAAGUUAAAUUUUAAUCUUACUUUAACCCUUCAACUCCCAGACCAAAUUUGUAAUUCUCCUUACUGUCAAUCAUACAAUUCUUCUAAUGCUAGUUCAGAGAAUUUAGUAUUGGAUCAACUAAUUAUCCCCAAAUUAAUAGUUUCCCUUAUUCUCAUCACUUGUCUAGUUGAUAUUUUAAGGAGUCUUGGUCACUCAUAGGAGUUAAAGGGUUAAUGAGCAUUACCACUAGUAUUUGUUUGUGUAUGUUUCUAUCUUUGGAGUGAUUAUGUGGGUCACCUGACAUAAUAACUUUGGACUUUGUUCAAGAUCAUGUUAUAGUUAAGUUCUAGUAUAACUUAUUUUAAAUGUAAUAAUAGUUGUGAAGUGUUUUCUCUACCAGCUGAUACACUGUUUGUUCGUUUUAAGGAAUUUGUAACCUCUGGUUCAUCUAACAAUGACACAGGAAAGGUGUUUGGUAGUUUGGAAACAAAGUACAAAUAUGCAGAUUAUGGUAAGCAAACAACUAGAGCACCGAACAGCAGGCCAAGAAAACCUUCAUAUGACUCUGAUAAGAGUUAACUAAAUUUUUGAAGCUAGUUUAGAUGUAACUGGGUCAGAGAAAUAGGCUCGAGUCUAACCCAUGCUCAUUAGUAACAUGAGACUUGAUCCCUAGGGAUGUAUUGGAGGUCAAUGUGUUUUUAAUUAGAUAUGCUGUAAGCAUAUGUUCUUACAAGAGGUGUUGAAUGUUUUGUGUUCAAUAGGUGUUACCUUGGCUGAGAAAUGGACGACAGACAAUUUCCUGACCUCGCAAAUCACAGUAGAAGAUCAGGUACAUUCAGUUUUUAGCACUGAUAUUCUAUGGUGUGUACAUUUCUAUGAUCUUGCAGCUAGAUGUGACUCAUGGCACAUAAGCUCUGCCUACUGAUAGUAUAAGCAAGUAUUUUUCUAUUCUCUUUUGUAACAGAUAGCCAAAGGACUCAAAUUGGAAUUUGACACAAGCUUUGCACCCAACACUGGGUGAGUGCAGUAUUAAAUACUGUUGUCCUUUAUGGUGGUUAUGAAUUGUAAAAACUUUAUAUGUGCCCCAUUUCUAAAGGGUUAAGCUUCCAAUUCAAGGCUAAAUGCCUCUCCAGAAUCUAUCAAACUUCCUCUUGGUAGUAAUGGAUUUCUAUUGAAACACACCAGGUAAAUUGGUUAACAUUUACCCUGAAGAAGUUUUACUGUACCAUGCAUUUGACUUUAAAUCAAUGGAAAUUUUAAAUAAUUUCAUUUUCCUCACUGUCAUAUUCAUAAUCACAAUCUUAACCCUUCAACUCCCAUGAGUGACCAAGACAGAAUUUUUCCCUACAAUAUCAAUACAAUAUCAACCAGAUAAGUGAUGAGAAUAAAGACAAAUAUCAAUUUGGAGAUAACUAGGUGAUCCAAUACAACAUUCUCUAAACUAACAUUUAAGAAUUGUAUGGUUGACAGUAAGGAGAAUUACAAAUUUGAUCUGGGAGUCAAAGGGUUAAGCAAAGGACAUGAAAAUCACUUUGGUUUUUAAUAAUUAUAUCAGAACAGGAAAAAGUUUCAACCACACAAUCCCAAUCUAGUAAGGAAGUUAAUCCUUAUUUGUAUAUGGAUUUAAUAUCAACUUACCCUUUUUAUUGCUGAUUCAAUUGCAACCUGAUGCAUGUUUAGGAAGAAAUCUGCCAAGAUAAAGAGUGCUUACAAGCAGGAUUACUUCCAUGGCACUGGUGAUGUUGACUUUGAUUUUGCUGGUCCAACAGUUCAAGCGUCUGCAGUUGUAGGGUAAGUGUUUCUCUGCAAAGCUCUUUGUAAAAAAUUGGCCUUUGGGUCCAUAGUUGUUUAGUGUUGAGCUCAAAAUAUAGUUAGAACCCAAAAAACAAUUUGACUAAUUUGACAAAGGAUUUGAGCUGCAAUGUAAGAUUUUUGCAACUUUUUGCAACUUGUUUUGUUAUCCAGGAGGUACAUAUAUUUUACUCUUGCAUGAUGUUUUUGUGAUUCCAGAUAUGAAGGCUGGGUGGCUGGUUAUCAGGCUGCUUAUGACACUGCCAAGUCUAAACUGAUUGGCAACAACUUUUCCUUUGGUUAUCGAGGAGGUGACUUCCACAUUCACUCCUCUGUGUAAGUAAAGUUCUUUCCUGUUACAUGGAAUCUUAAAAGGGCAAGACAUCCCCAGAUUCAUCUGAUCAGAAAACAUCAAAGGCUUGAAUGAAUCUGACAGGGUUGACCAAUUUGCUUUUGUUUCUAGGAAUGAUGCCUCUAGAUUUACUGGAUCAAUUUAUCACAAGGUAAGGUAUCUUGGGUUUACCAAAUGGCAUCUUAACAACACAUUUUCUUAAAUGAGGUUCUUAAGUGAGGGAACUACAACAAGUUUUAAAAGCAUAGAAAAGUCAGCUGGAGACAGCUCUACUCCCCCAACCCUUGCACGAAAAUCUUUUCUUCUGUGUUAGUAGCUCUUCACAAGAAGUUAAGGAGGCUACAAAAUCAGUGACAUUGAUGAUGAUCACAACAAUUUGUUUUCAGCUUAGCAGCAACCUUGAUGCUGCAGCAGAGCUCAACUGGGCAUCUAGUAGCAGCAGUACUUCAUUCCAAGUUGGUUGCAAGUAUGAUGUAGACAAAGAUGCAUCUUUUAGGGUAGGUAAACUAUUAUACUACUGUGCAAUGUGGCAGCAUUGUUACCAAGAGUCAUGCCUUAAGUACACAUACUCUUCUGCCUAUGAAAAUCCUUUAAAACAGUACCAUUGCAGCUUUACAUGGUGAUACAUUAUUAUUACUCUUAAGGUUACUUCCCACCUUCAGAGGCUGAAAAGGUUGAUUUUUCUCUUAUUUGACUUGCUGAAUUCAAACAUUCAACCUAACGUUUCCAUAAAAAAAUUUCUGAAAUCUUUAAAAGCACCCCAAUAUGUAGAAAAAUGUAUUUUUAAGUAAAAGUUAAUAAAUCAGAAGGUGUCAUAAUCUCAGACCUGGGUGAAUCCCCAGAGGGAAUUUUUGUGGCAACUGCUCAUUUUUAGGCUCGUUUUUUCAUGUUAUUUCCGUAUUUUGUUUACAUCAUGCACUUAACAAAAUUCACAUGUGGAAGCUCUUUGCUUAUGAAAAGACCUUUGGUCAUGGAAGGAAAACAUUGGUUGAAAAAAAACAAAAAAAAAAAAAAAAAACAGGUCCAAAGAAGAAAGACAGUGUACCAUUCUGUCACAACAAUAAAAAUUACUUUAUGAAAGCCACUAGUACUGGCAGAGCUCCAUGCUGGCAACCACACAAGGUUUCCUUUUCUUUAUGCAAGUACCAGCCUUGAUACAAAAAUAUUAAAAAUUGUUAUCUUGCUGCUCAGCACAUUUUGCAGUUUUCCCAUUUUUGCUGAGGGUUUUGCCUUUGCCUUUGCCUUUGCCUUUGGCAACUUUGCUCAUAAUUGUGUCCUCCUCUGUAACGCUUCCCUGAGCAAUUAAGAUUAAAAAAAUAAACAUGUCUGCAAUGGGUUAAUUUUCCUGGGAAAUCUUGAUCCAUUGCUAUUGACACCAGGAGGUCGCAUUGGCCCACUGGUUUGCUGUUUCAGGAGAGGGGAUAAUCUCCUGGCAUGGCGAGUGAGUGAAGUUGUAGGUUAUAUAGACUGGAGUGAUUUUCAUCAAAUUUUGCUAAAACAUUCCAGGAAUAAUGACAAAUGGAAGUGUGUAGAAAAAUGUUGAUAUUUGAAAUAUUUGUCCGAAUAAGACUGUGCAGUCAUUUUGCUGCUGCUGUGGCAUCCAAUACCCGAUAAAUUCAAUUGAAGAACCUUUGGUUGUUUCACACCUUACCAGCUCCUGACACUUCCUCAAUAGAAAAAAAGUUUAAAUUAGAUUUUUAUCAUAAUCUGCAGUUAUGAAGCUUUGUUAUGAUGUAUUGUGAGCUAGGAUUUUAGUGAAACUAGCAUGCAUACAAAUUUUUCCUGAAGGACACCUGAAGGUGGGAAGUAACCGUAAGGGGUUAGAUCUCAUUUAUAUGGGAGAACUUUUUUAAAGCAAAUUUUUACUCUCUGCUCUUUUCAAAGGCUAAAGUGAACAACAACAGCCAAGUGGGUGUAGCCUACACCCAGCGUCUUCGUGAUGGAAUCAAGCUCACUCUUUCUUCACUGAUUGACACCAAGAAUCUCAAUCAAGGAGGACACAAAAUUGGUCUGGGUCUGGACAUGGAAGCUUGAGAAGUUGGCAGUGAACUUUUCUCCUACAAUAAAACAACUGCUGAGUGAAGCAGUGUGUACUGAAAUUUAGUUUUUUUUUUUCAUUCAGUGUGAGAAAGCUUCUGCUUUACAGAGCAAAUGCUUUAAGGGCUAAAAUAUGUGUAAAGUCAGGCAUGCAUGCAAUUGAUUUGUUUUGAAUAAACUUCAAAGUAACCUGUUGCUUUCUUAUCCCAAGUGUUGUCUUGUGAAUUUUUUGAUACUGCUAAACUUCACUCAGGAGAUAUGAUAAUUGAUUGGUUAAAGCCUUACAGGUAAUAACAUACAAGAGUAAUCAAGAUGUUGGGCAUUUACGUAGGGUUUAAUUUCUCUUCUGUGGUUUUCGUUGUAAUUAUUAAAUUAAAACUAAAAGAGGAAGUGUUGUUGGUUCCUCUCAGGGAUAUGGGGCCUUCCAGGCUCACUUGAGCGUAACAAUGGUAAAUGAUGUUGAAGCUAACAUUUGUGGAGACAUGGGUUAUCUUUGGAUUACAGUUGAAUAGUUUUCCAGUUAAAUGUGACUUUUGGUGGUCCCUCGGGAAGGAAAUGAAAGGAGUAUUUUCUAAGAAAUUGCAUCAGAUAUAAUCUCGCCUUAAAGAAAUGUCACAUCCUACAUCAUUCGAGGAGUAGAGAGCUAGAAAUAUCUUAAAGCUAUGGUCUUUUACGUGUUGAAAAAAAUGCCUUGCAAAUGAAGUGAACAGUUUAUUCAAGUGAAAAAGGUAAAAAAACGUUCUCUGGUUAAAAAGGUUU
Messenger RNA from Pocillopora meandrina, 5346 nucleotides. The record is from the annotation of a GenBank genome assembly. NCBI's taxonomy places the organism in Eukaryota, Metazoa, Cnidaria, Anthozoa, Scleractinia, Pocilloporidae.